Knipowitschia caucasica is the source of this 768-nucleotide messenger RNA. The record is from the annotation of a GenBank genome assembly. NCBI's taxonomy places the organism in Eukaryota, Metazoa, Chordata, Actinopteri, Gobiiformes, Gobiidae.
AUGUCCAAUAUCAUCAUGGAUAAAAACAUGGAUGGCCGCCACGUGUUCAACCCCCCGCGCCCUCUAGCCCCUCCCGUCCGCCUGUGGCCUCUGAUUGGUCAGUGUCCUCUGACGUAUCUGCGAUCAGCUGUUUUAUGCAACAACAACAGCUCUGCAGCACACAGGAGAAACACACACAGGACACACACAGGGGCGGCCAGAACCACACGAUCCAGCCCGACACACGCACGCAAACCCCCGCGAGGCCAACAACCUCACCCCGCUGCCCCUCCAGGCUGCUCCCGGGGUUCUCCUGAGGCUUCUCCCGGGGCCAGGCUCCAGACUGCGGCCUCAUCGUCGAUCUCCUGCUACUCUGUGGCUCCGCCCCCUCACUUCCUUAUAAGGUGCUGUCUUCCUGCAGCUCAUGACCAAAGAUCUCACUGCCCUGCCCUCGGCUCGGACUCUGGCCUCGACACCAGCAAGACCGAGACCCAGGGAUCCCAGUCCGAGGAGGUCCAGGGAUCCCAGUCCGAGGAGGUCCAGGGAUCCCAGUCCGAGGAGGUCCAGGGAUCCCAGUCCGAGGGGGUCCAGGGAUCCCAGUCCGAGGGGGUCCAGGGAUCCCAGUCCGAGGAGGUCCAGGGAUCCCAGUCCGAGGGGGUCCAGGGAUCCCAGUCCGAGGGGGUCCAGGGAUCUCCGUCCGAGGGGGUCCAGGGAUCCCAGCCCGAGGAGGCAGAAGAGGACUGGAUCCUCCUGAACUACCAGAGUGAGUCCUACAAACCACUGGGUUAA